AUGGCGCCAAAAUAUUUACCCAGAGACCUCAUGGAGGUCCAGAUCGGCGAGGUCGAUCUUCUCAAGGCAAUGUAUGCAUCCGACGAAGAGCUGCAUAUGGACGACGCGUCUCAACAGCUGCUGGAGUCGCUGCGGCAUUGGUGUGAGAGCGAUGGAGGAAAACUGCCUGAACUGGAGGCAUCGGCUAUAUCUGUUCUCCUCAACCUUUGUCUCGACGAAGCCGACGAGAUGCGCGACCUGCAGCUGGGGAUCUCCGUCCCUGUGGUGUUCCCACAUGACGAAGGGCAGGCAGACGACGACACGGAACCACCAAAGGCCAAGGUCUGGAUUCGCCAAUCCACGUGGAUGAGCAAAGCCGAAGCCGCGCGGUUGACCGACGAGAUUCCCAACGAAGACAUUCUGAGCGCCAUUGAAUUUGCCAAAGAGGCGGCAUCACAGCUCCUCCUUGAUCGAGCGCAGCAAAGGGAAUCGUCGUCUGCUACGCCUACAAGUACAGAGGCCAGCAUGGUGCGCAUCUGGUUCUACUUCCCCUCGAUCAGCACCCGCGUGAAGAGGGACGACAUUGUCCACCACGCCCCCUCGUACGGCCUCACCGGGUUUCUCCUGGCUGGGAAACCGGGGAUUCUGUGUCUGGAGGGCGGGUCCCAGGCCAUUGAUGACUAUAUGAAGUUUAUCAAGACGGAGAGCUGGAAGGACAUUCCCUCGCAGCACAAAAAGGUGAGCGAGCGGUAUCGACAGGCUGGUAUCGAUGUGACCCGCGUGUUCGACGACAUGCAGGAGAUCACGGAUGAGUUUGGCGACACGAGACGAGGCGCCCGGGGAAACCGUAACGACAUGAGUGUGCUCAAGGCAUGGCUCGACGAGCAUGGCGUGGGCGAUGCAUUUGAGAAAGUGUUCAUUUGA
Emericellopsis atlantica is the source of this 903-nucleotide messenger RNA. RefSeq lists its product as uncharacterized. Bases 1 to 903 code for a protein of 300 amino acids. The transcript has a single exon. Lineage: Eukaryota; Fungi; Ascomycota; Sordariomycetes; Hypocreales; Bionectriaceae. The record is from RefSeq and is a predicted model, not a curated record.